Parnassius apollo (apollo) is the source of this 1860-nucleotide messenger RNA. The record is from the annotation of a GenBank genome assembly. Lineage: Eukaryota; Metazoa; Arthropoda; Insecta; Lepidoptera; Papilionidae.
AUGAGCUCGUCCCCAGCAGUGGAGCCGUCGUCACCUUCCACCACGACUCCCUCAUCACCGGCGCUGAAGGCCGGUGAAUACGGACAGUUUAACACGUCCACACCGAAUUACGUGAAUAAGAAGCAGUAUCAUCCCCCAUUGAACGUAGUACUACCAGCCACUGCGCCCGCUACGCCGCCCACCUACGGUGAGCCGACAUUGACGCCUCCGCCGAGAUCCCCCGGGGCUGCGGUGGUGACCCCGGCCUCUGGUGACGGCCGAGGGCAUCCGCCGGACGGCACUUCGUCUGACAAAUCCUCAGAAACAGCAGCUGGCGUGUCACGUACACCGAGCACAGCCCUCUCCCGCAAGGAGAGUUACAAAGCUCAGCGUCAGCAUUACAGAAGAGAAAAGAAGAGAGCAGCAUCGGCACUCUUACACUCUAUCGAGGAUCCCACUGUUGUGGUUCUCGCUGAUUGGCUAAAGGUCCGAGGUUCGCUAAAGUCAUGGACCAAGCUGUGGUGCGUGUUGAAGCCUGGCCUUUUGUUAUUGUACAAAAGUUCUAAGGCCAAGAGCAGCCACUGGGUGGGCACUGUACUCCUCACAUCCUGCCGAGUCAUCGAGAGACCCAGCAAGAAGGACGGCUUCUGUUUCAAGCUAUAUCAUCCUCUGGAGCAGAGCAUCUGGGCACCAAGGGGGCCCCAUAACGAGACUAUAGGUGCGGUGGUGCAGCCGCUGCCCACGGCGCACCUGAUCUUCCGCGCGCCGUCGCAGGCCGCCGGCCACUGCUGGCUGGACGGGCUGGAGCUCGCGCUGCGAUGCAGCAACGCCAUGCUCAGAUGUUCCCGGUCCAGGCCGGAGCAGACCGUGGAGCUGGAAGCGCCGGCCACCCAGACCAUCUCACACGAGGAGUUGGAGAAACACUUCAAUGAACACGCAGUAGGCAAGCACACGGAACUAUCGACUCGCAGUUCUCCGAUCCCUAUCAUGACGAUUUACGACUGUUCGCCUAAUCGAUGCAGCUCGGCGGAUCCGAAGCCGAUGAAAAAAUCGAAAACUAACAAAAUAUCGAGAUGGGCGCAGUUCAUUGAAUCGAUAGAGAUAUUGGCUAAAGAGCACGAUACUAGCGACUCGCAGACGCCAGAAAGCGAUAAGAAAGAUGGCGGACUACUGGACUUUUUGAAGAGGAAAGAGUUACCCGAAAAGAAUAAAAGUCACGCGUGUAGUCCGAUUAAAGUAGAUGUGUUAUGUAGAAAAUCUUCAAUUUUAAAGUACUUCGAUUUACCUAAGCUUCCAGCGCCUGUGGGAGACAAAAAGAACGAAGCCGAGAAGAAUUUGACAGCGUCUAGUACCCUCGAAGACAAUGUGUCCAUAGGGCCAUUCAUACCAAAAAGGCGCAGCUCUACUCCGACCUCAAAGUCGAAAUUGGCGCAGAAAAGGGUAAGACGUCUCCGAGAGUCCGGCGUGAAGACAGAUUCGGAAAAUGACGAUUCUGCGGUUAAAACUUCUUUGCCCAAGAAAUUUAAGGGCAGUUCGGAGAUAAUCUGCGAUACUUCCGAUAAUAUUUUGAUUACAAAGACAGCACCAUCUAUAGAGAGGUUUAGAGAGACUAGUUCGUCUUCGACAGACGAUUGCGAUAUAAGUAAAUCUAAUAGGCGUAUUGCAACUCCGUGUCGCCGCGGCACGGAAUCUAGCGGCAAAUAUUCACUCAUAGAUUACGGAAAGCUACCCUCCACGAGUUUUGAAGCAUCAGAAAUCGAGAGGAGGGACCAAAGGUUCACGACUGAGAGCGCUUACAUAACGGGCACGGUACUAGCGAACGGUGAGGUGUUACUGUAUCGGGUUGCGCAGUCAGAAGGAUGUUUGAUUAUUUACUUUUAA